GUGGGGACUCCACCACCUCCCUGGACAGCCCCUUCCAAUGCCUGACCACCCUUUCCAGGAAGAAAUUCCUCCUGAGAAAAUAUCCAGAUUUAACCACCAACAGAAAUAAGAGCCCCUCAGGGAGCUCACUACUGCGCCCAGAAGGACUCAGGAUUCUCCCCAGGAAACACAGCACUCCCAACACUUGAAAAUGAGGGUCUGCACCGAGCAGAGACGGGAUUCCAGCCCCCCAGACCAGGCAGCGGAGCAGCACUGGCCCUGGCACGGCACCGUGCCCGUGUCCCAGCCUGCCCCUCCACCCGGGUGUGCAGCACAUUACACUGCCGGCAGGGCGAGUGUGCAAACCCUGCUGGGCCUGGGAGGGCGAGUGGGAGAGCCCCGAGCCUUCAGCACAGCGAGUGUGCAAGGCACAGCCUUCUGCCAGCACGGGGGACGGUGCCAUGGCUGAGAAGACGUCACCGAGCCCCGGCGUGGGCAUCACACCACUGCAGCAGAUGCUGGCCUCGGGGACAGGCGCCAUCCUCACCUCCCUCUUCGUGACACCGCUGGACGUGGUGAAGAUCCGGCUGCAGGCCCAGAGGACCCCGUUCUCCAAAGCGUUGCCAGCACAGGCAGUGCCCUGGGGCGCUCAGCCGGCCACAUGGAAGUGUUUCCUCUACUGCAAUGGGCUCAUGGACCACCUGUACGUCUGCCAGAACGGCAACGGCUGCACCGCCUGGUACAAGGCCCCCACCCACUUCACUGGCACACUGGAUGCCUUUGUAAAGAUCACACGCUACGAGGGCAUCAGGUCCCUGUGGAGCGGCUUGCCCCCCACCCUGGUCAUGGCUGUGCCAGCCACCGUCAUUUACUUCACCACCUACGACCAGCUCCGGGACUACCUGCACGCCCGGACGGGAAGUCGGGGCCCCCACAUCCCCUUGCUGGCCGGGGCCCUCGCCAGGCUGGGUGCCGUGACGGUCAUCAGCCCCUUGGAGCUGAUCCGCACCAAGAUGCAGUCCCGGCAGCUCAGCUACCGCGAGCUGGGUGUCUGCAUCCAGUCAGCAGUGGCCCAGGAUGGCUGGCUGUCCCUCUGGAGAGGCUGGGGACCCACUGUGCUGCGGGAUGUCCCCUUCUCGGCUCUGUACUGGUUUAACUACGAGCUGGUGAGGACGUGGCUCUGCAGGAAGGCCUGGCUGGAAGAGGCCACGUUCAUGGUCAGCUUCACAUCUGGGGCCAUCUCUGGCACAGUGGCCGCGGUGCUGACGCUGCCCUUCGACGUGGUCAAAACCCAGCGGCAGAUCGAGCUGGGAGACAGCGAGGUGCACCCAGUCUCGGCCUCCAAGCCUUCCUCCACCUGGCUGCUCAUGCAGCGGAUCCGCGCCGAGUCUGGCACCCGGGGGCUGUUUGCAGGCUUCCUGCCCCGUGUCAUCAAGGUGGCACCUGCCUGCGCCAUCAUGAUCAGCACCUACGAAUUUGGCAAGACCUUCUUCCAGAAGCUGAACCAGGAGCGGCGGCUGCGGGGGUUGUGAGCAGGGCUGGGGCAGAGCUGUGUGUGGCCGUGCCCAGGGGACAGUGCCAGCCCUGCUCCGGCCGGGAGUCCCGGGAGCGGCGAUCCACGCUCGGCUGUGCAGAGCCCAAGUGCCUUCAUCCCGCGCUCUGCCUCCCCACACACAGAACCGGGGCCCCACUCCCUGUCCCAGCCACUCUGGGGGACACCUGUGCCUGCUGCUGUGACACUGGGGGGGACAUGGAGCCCCCCCCACUCAUCCCUUGGGGCUGGACAGAUGCUGCUGCUGCUGGAUUCAUGGACACUCUGGCAAGGAUGGGAUGUCCCAGGUGACUUGGCCUGGCAGGAGGUGGAGCUGGGGCUCAGGAGAGGACCAAACCCCAAACCUCGGAGGCUUCUCUGCCUGCCCGGGCCCCCCAGCCCUGCUCUGCCCGGGGGUCCAUCACUCACGCACAGCCUCCCCUUGCUGGCUCUGCAUGGGGACACGACAGGACCCUCUCCCUGCCUCCGGACCUCUCCUCUCACUGGGGGUAUCCCUAUCCCCUGCCAGACCCUGGGUUGGACAGACCCUGCAUGGGGACAGACCUCGCUGCUGCUCCAGGGGGCCGGGGGGCACUGUGGCACCCCCUGCCCUGUCCCUUCACUGCAAGGGACAGCUCUGCGAGCACUGCCCCCACCUUCCCCUGGGACUCACAGGGGGAAUUCCCCUUAUUUUCUUAAAUAAAAGAAAAAUUUGUCUCAUA
This is a messenger RNA of Pipra filicauda (Wire-tailed manakin), 2232 nucleotides long. RefSeq names its product solute carrier family 25 member 39. Lineage: Eukaryota; Metazoa; Chordata; Aves; Passeriformes; Pipridae. Gene Ontology annotation, biological process: mitochondrial transmembrane transport. The transcript is spliced from 13 exons. The record is from RefSeq and is a predicted model, not a curated record. The coding region runs from base 441 to 1511 and encodes 356 amino acids.